AUGCCUGUGCAGUGUGGUAUUGCACUCAGGAUGCAAUGGCUUGGUAAAAUGGUUGGAUGUGAGACUCAACAGUACCACCUACAAUGUGUUGCAUUGGAGAUAGCCCCACGAAAUUGGGUAUGUGAAGCAAGAGGACUCAGAUCCACCGAUCCAGUACGUUGA
Laccaria bicolor S238N-H82 is the source of this 162-nucleotide messenger RNA. RefSeq lists its product as uncharacterized. The record is from RefSeq and is a predicted model, not a curated record. The transcript is spliced from 2 exons. Bases 1 to 162 code for a protein of 53 amino acids. NCBI's taxonomy places the organism in Eukaryota, Fungi, Basidiomycota, Agaricomycetes, Agaricales, Hydnangiaceae.